Phytomonas sp. EM1 is the source of this 1203-nucleotide messenger RNA. The record is from the annotation of a GenBank genome assembly. NCBI's taxonomy places the organism in Eukaryota, Euglenozoa, Kinetoplastea, Trypanosomatida, Trypanosomatidae.
AUGUUGAAAUACUCAAGUUCUUUUCGGAAUACCUAUACCCCCGUCAUAGGUAGGGUUUUCCUUAAUGAUAGUUUGUAUGGCUUUAAGUACCGGCCGAACAUUAGUACCUACCAAAUGCCAUACUUAUAUGUCAAAACACUCUUUCUGUGUGCUACGGGAGGUGGUCUUCGCCAUGAAGAAAUGCGUUACAUUCGCGGACUAGUGGAUGCGUUGCUCCCAAGCAAAGAUUCCCAUCAUGAGAUCAAACAGGAGCUCCUGCAGUAUGUGGAUUCGAUUCCGCUGAUGUCUGGAUCGCAACAGCAGUCUCGAUCGCCGCGAUCUGACCCAUCUCGAUUACAGCCUAAAGCGGAGGUGGAAGCUUCCAUGGACGCCAAUGCGUUUCUUGGAGCUCAGGAAAGUCUAUCCAAGGAGGGGGGUUCUGGAGGGGAUACCCAGUCCUCUUCUCUCCCACGUGCUGAGGAUCAUGAGGGAAGUGCGAGCUUUACAAAAAGGGCUACUUCUACCACCCGGGAGCCCAUACCCAUCCCGUUUAUGGAUGACAGCCAUGAUGCUUCCUUGUUUCCGUUUAACCCAGAGCUUGAGAUGAAAUUCAUUUCUCCCGAGGCCUUUCCACCGUCUCUCUCACGGGUUUUGCUCUAUGAUGCGGUAUGCGCAUGUGUUGCCGACGGGGUCUACAGUGCAAAGAAACGGGAUCGGGUCUUCCUGGUGGCAGCGCUGACCGGUCUUUCCCCUGCCGUUCGUGAACCGAUCGAACGGCUAGCACUGCAGGAAAAAGCACUUUCGAAUCGUAAACGAUUCCUUUUACACCUCCAUCAGAAUGAAGACGCUAGGACCACGAUGCCCUUCCGGAAGGGUCCCUCCGGGGAGGGGGUGGCAGAUAGACGACCUGAUCGGCAAGGUGGGGCUUUUGACGUCGAAAACAGUAGCAGCCAAAACAUGGAAACGGUUGCGACUGGAGUAAACAACUGUGGGGGGGAUGCUAGUUGUAGUGCUAGCGCUAGAAGCUCCAGGGAAACAUGGAGUAACCCGAAGACCAGCGCUGGGGAGGUUCGAACGCAAUCCUUUCAUGAGAGUUUCGUUCGUCCCUCGCCUUCAUCGACGCACUCCAUGGCUGCUGUUUCUUUUGGACAUCCUAGCUCCCCCAACGAUGAAGACCUGCUACGACAAGCCAAGGCUCUCCUCCGGAGGGUGCGUAGGGAUUGA